Zeugodacus cucurbitae (melon fly) is the source of this 527-nucleotide messenger RNA. RefSeq lists its product as uncharacterized. NCBI's taxonomy places the organism in Eukaryota, Metazoa, Arthropoda, Insecta, Diptera, Tephritidae. Bases 70 to 237 code for a protein of 55 amino acids. The transcript is spliced from 2 exons. The record is from RefSeq and is a predicted model, not a curated record.
UAUUCUCAUUCAAUUGCCUUAUCAAUUCUCGGAAUUUUAUUUAUUAAGCAUCAAGUGAGAAUUCUCAAUAUGUCGCUACAGUCGAGCGAAUUGAGUGUGUGGCAGUCGGUUAGUAGAAUUUUAAAGAUCACAAUCUCAGCGAGAGCUAAUUGCAAACGUCUGAGUUUCAUUUUAAAUAACAAAACUAAUCAAAUCCAACAGCUGACCAGGGUUUUCGGUUUUUAUCAAUUAUUAUGAACGGCUUUGUAACAAUGGAAGUCGUGAACACUACGAAAAGUGUACAUAUAUGCACAUGUAAAUACCGGUGAUUUUGCAGCGAAAAAUACCUUCUAUUAUAGAACAAAAACAACAGUGAUUAAUGUAUGUUCAACAAAAAAAAGGAAAUAUGGUUAUGAACGCUUUGAUGUGGGAGCUCUAACACACACUAUGACUGUGUGUUACUUAGCUUAACAAAUCUAAAAAGCUUUUGCAUAAAACAAAAACACAAAAUAUCGCCAUCUGUGAUGAAAGCUUCAUAUUAGUGGACU